UACUACUAGCCCUGGGCCGCAUAACCAGAGUGAGAGAUUCCCUCUAAUACCAUUCAGUAAAGCCCAGAGCUGCAUGGCAUAAUGUCCCAUGUGAUUGCAGUUCAUGACAUCACAAUGCCCAUGACAGACUGGGGUGCUGCUGCUUGAAGUAAAGAAGCUUCCAGAAGACAAGUAUAAAGAUUCUGCUGAAACAUUUCAGUUGUGAUUGUCUUUUCUGAAUGAAGCCUGGAAAUGAUUCUGAGGUCACGUAAAAUUCCAGCCCGGUCUUCAAAAGAACCUAAUACUCCGAGGAAAAGGGCAGAAAGUAUCAAAAUAUUGACCCCACAGUCCACUAGCAGAGGACAGAGAAGGGUGCAGCUGAAGUCGCCCACUGUUCAUAAUGUAACUGUUUGGAAUGAUGCAGUGACCUCAUCCAGCAAAAAACAUACCAUCCGGCAAGCCCAACACUUGCACAAUUUUAUUGAAGAUGAAGACCUUCGAAUUCCACAUAGACAUCGAUCAGUUCGAGUUCAUUUCCAGCUGGAUGAAUCUUCCCCAGGAGAGGCUAGUAUAUCCAGCCAGCUUUGUCUCUACUCUUCUCCGAUCAACAGGUCUGGAAACCUUUUAGAUGAUUAUAGUCCACCAAACCAUACAGCAAUACAUCAAAACAGCAUUCCAGACUACCCAUAUUUCAGCGAGCUUCCUGAAGAAGAGGCCAGAGAGAAUUUUAAUCCAUACAAGUUUAUAUGCAGCGCCCAAGCUGCAUCAGGUAACCUGAGGAAGAGAAAGAGUGACAUUCCAUUCAAGACUCGCAGCGCUCCUGAGAAUACUCUGGUGUUAGAUUUGGAAGUCCUGGUUGAGAGCUCACUUCUUCCACUACCUGAUGCAGAGUUUACAUUUCUUACGCCUUUUCAGGAUACAUAUUACAAGGUGUAUCUUAAUCUGCGACCUCAUGUCAGAGAAUUCUUGGAUAAACUCUGCAAAAUAUAUGAGAUAUUUGUCUUUACCACAGCAAAGAAAGAAUAUGCUGAAAAGAUUUUGGAAAUCCUGGAUCCACAGAAAAAACUAAUCAGGCACCGGCUUUACCAAGACCACUGUGCUUGUGUCUCAGGUCAUUAUGUUAAGGACUUAAAUGUACUUCAUAGGGAUCUGGCCAAAACUGUUGCACUGGACACAUUGGCUUAUACCCUCCCUUUCCAUCUUACUAAUAGAAUUCUGGUAAGGCGUUGGACAGGAAACUAUACAGAUAAAGAACUUCUGACCUUGCUUCCAAUUCUGGAGCAGAUGACUCAAAUGGAGGAUGUGCGACUGGUGAUUUCACAUCAAUUUCGUGCUGAUGAUUUGGUAGCAUCAUAAAAAUUUCCAAAGUACACGAAUGAUACCAUAUUAAGGCGGAAUAAAUGUAAAUUAAACCUGCUAUGUCUUGUAUAUUUUUGAUAAUGGAUUUUUUAAAA
Messenger RNA from Hyla sarda, 1433 nucleotides. Its product is annotated as CTD small phosphatase-like protein 2-A. Gene Ontology annotation, molecular function: phosphoprotein phosphatase activity. NCBI's taxonomy places the organism in Eukaryota, Metazoa, Chordata, Amphibia, Anura, Hylidae. Bases 232 to 1335 code for a protein of 367 amino acids. The transcript has 12 exons. The record is from RefSeq and is a predicted model, not a curated record.